GCGAGGCGGGGACGUGGUGGGCGGGGCCUAGAAAGGCGGGGCCUUUGGGGGCGGCGGCCCCGGGGCGGGCCCCGCCGGUGCAAGGGCUGCCGGCACAGCUCCGAAGCGUCUAGAGCGCGGCGCGGGGCAGGAUCUUGGUGGACCAGGAGCAGCAGCGCAUCCUCCUGCGACUCCGGGGCCAGACGCCCACUCCAGCGCUUUCUGCGCAGCACAGGCACCCUUGCCUGUCACGCCUCCCUCUCCUCUUCCCGUCUCCCAGCGUGGAUGAGGGCGCUUGCAGAUCCCGGCUGGGGCACUGGCCACCUAGGCCGAGAUUUCUUUAAAGCCUCAUGGAACACAUCAUUAUCGCUGGAUGCCCGGACACUUAAUACACCUGACAGCAGGUGAAGUGCUCAGAAUGGGACAGGAUGUCACCUGGAAUCAGCACUAAGUGAUUCAGACUGUCCUUACUUUUAAAUGAUGCCGUUGCAGCUCUGAUAAAUGCAAACUGACAACCUUCAAGGUCACAACGGAGGAAAAAAUCACUGGUGCUUGAGCAUAGAAGACUGCCCUUCACAACGAAAAUCCCUGAUUAUUGUUUGAAAUGCUGAGGAAGUUGCUGCGAAGGAGACUUUUUUCUUAUCCCACUAAAUACUACUUUGUGGUUCUUAUUUUUUCCCUAAUCACCUUCUCCGUUUUAAGGAUUCAUCAAAAGCCUGAAUUUGUAAGUGUCAGACACUUGGAGCUUGCUGGGGAGAAUCCUAGUAGUGAUAUUAAUUGCACCAAAGUUUUACAGGGUGAUGUAAAUGAAAUCCAAAAGGUAAAGCUUGAGAUCCUAACAGUGAAAUUUAAAAAGCGCCCUCGGUGGACACCUGACGACUAUAUAAACAUGACCAGUGACUGUACUUCUUUCAUCAAGAGACGCAAAUAUAUUGUAGAACCCCUUAGUAAAGAAGAGGCAGAGUUUCCAAUAGCAUAUUCUAUAGUGGUUCAUCACAAGAUUGAAAUGCUUGACAGGCUGCUGAGGGCCAUCUAUAUGCCUCAGAAUUUCUAUUGCAUUCAUGUGGACACAAAAUCCGAGGAUUCCUAUUUAGCUGCAGUGACAGGCAUCGCUUCCUGUUUCAGUAAUGUCUUUGUGGCCAGCCGAUUGGAGAGUGUGGUUUAUGCAUCGUGGAGCCGGGUUCAGGCUGACCUUAACUGCAUGAAGGACCUCUAUGCAAUGAGUGCAAACUGGAAGUACUUGAUAAAUCUUUGUGGUAUGGAUUUUCCUAUUAAAACCAACCUAGAAAUUGUCAGGAAGCUGAAGUUGUUAAUGGGAGAAAACAGCCUGGAAACGGAGAGGAUGCCAUCCCAUAAAGAAGAAAGGUGGAAAAAGCGGUAUGAGGUCAUUAAUGGAAAGCUGACAAACACAGGGACUGUCAAAAUGCUUCCUCCGCUCGAAACACCUCUUUUUUCUGGCAGUGCCUACUUUGUGGUCAGUAGAGAGUAUGUGGGGUAUGUACUACAGAAUGAAAAACUCCAAAAGUUUAUGGAGUGGGCGCAAGACACAUACAGCCCUGAUGAGUAUCUCUGGGCCACCAUCCAGAGGAUUCCUGAAGUCCCGGGCUCACUUUCUGCCAGCCAUAAGUACGAUUUGUCUGACAUGCAAGCAGUUGCCAGGUUUGUCAAGUGGCAAUACUUUGAGGGUGAUGUUUCCAAGGGUGCCCCCUACCCUCCCUGCGAUGGGGUCCACGUGCGCUCGGUGUGCAUUUUUGGAGCUGGUGACUUGAACUGGAUGCUGCGCAACCACCACUUGUUUGCCAAUAAGUUUGACGUGGAUGUUGACCUCUUUGCCAUCCAGUGUUUGGAUGAGCAUUUGAGGCAUAAAGCUUUGGAGACAUUAAAACACUGACCAUUACAGGCAACUUUAUGAAUAAUAAGAAGGAUACACAAAACGUACCCUUAUCUGUUUCCCCUUCCUUGUCAGUGAGCAUCGGGAAGAUGGUAUGAGCUCCUCUUUGGGGCGGGGACUCUAGAUCUUCUUGUCAGAGAAGCUGCAUGGUUUCUGCAGAGCACCAUUAGCUAGAAAAGUGAUAACAUUAAAUGCUCAUCUAGAGUUAAUGAUGGGAGGGGUAAAGGUAGCCUUGAGGCCAGAGCAGGUAGCAAGGCAUUCUGGAAAGAGGGGACCAGGGUGGAUGGCGAAGAGGCCGGUGCAUAAAGUCAGCCUGUUCAAAGUGCUCAGGGACUUAGCAAAAUGAGAAGAUGUGACCUGUGCCAAAACUAUUUUGAGAAUUUAAAAUGUGACCAUUUUUCUGGUAUGAAUAAACUUACAGCAACAAAUAAUCAAGGAUACAGUUAAUCUGAUGUUAUAUUUGUUGAAAUGGAAAUUUGAUUUUACUCUAAGUGAUUUUUGUAAAUGAUUUAUUUUCUGCUCUAAUACUGUACUGUGUAGUUUGUCUCUGUAUGUCAUCUCAGGGAGCUUAAAAUGGGCUUGAUUUAA
Rhinopithecus roxellana (golden snub-nosed monkey) is the source of this 2458-nucleotide messenger RNA. RefSeq names its product glucosaminyl (N-acetyl) transferase 1 (gene GCNT1). The coding region runs from base 584 to 1870 and encodes 428 amino acids. Gene Ontology annotation, cellular component: membrane. The record is from RefSeq and is a predicted model, not a curated record. Gene Ontology annotation, molecular function: beta-1,3-galactosyl-O-glycosyl-glycoprotein beta-1,6-N-acetylglucosaminyltransferase activity. The transcript has 4 exons. Lineage: Eukaryota; Metazoa; Chordata; Mammalia; Primates; Cercopithecidae.